UUUUUUCAUCACAUUGGCGGAAAUGGGCUUCCAUACUAAUUGCAUGACUAACUGAUAUGCAAAAGAAUACAAGCGAAAUAUGUGUUGUGCUUAGGGUGGAAAGCAAGUUGUGCUUCCCGCGAUUCCCGCCUCUCACUACCCCGCUGCUUUGGAUAUGUGACUCUGUCAAAUUAGCACUUGAUUCUCAGCAGCAAAGUGAGAUUAAAAUGGGCUACUUAAAACAAAUUGAUAUUGAAAACUUCAAGUCAUGGCGAGGGAAGAAAGUCAUCGGUCCGUUCAUGCGAUUUAAUUGUAUAAUUGGCACAAACGGCUCUGGCAAGUCCAAUGUGAUGGACGCCCUGAGCUUUGCCAUGGGGGAGCGGGCUGCCUCUCUCCGGGUAAAGCACCUUAAGGACCUGAUACAUGGAGCCCACAUCGGGCGGCCGGUGCUCGACACCGCCCGCGUGGCGAUGCGAUACUGCGAUGACGACGACCAGGAGACCGUCUUCUGUAGGAGCAUCAUAGGUGAAUCCUCUGAGUAUCGCAUCAAUAGUGUACAUGUCUCUUUGGCCAAAUACAUGGAGGAGCUGGAGAAGGUCGGCAUUGUGACCAAAGCUCGAAACUGUCUGGUGUUCCAGGGCGCAGUGGAGUCCAUAGCUCUGAAGGACCCAAAGGAGAGGACCAAGAUGUUUGAGUGCAUAAGUCAGUCAAAAGAGUAUGCUGCAGAGUAUGAUCAGAAGAAACGGGCCCUGCUGAAGGCCAAAGAGGACACACAGUUUCACUUCAACAAGAAGAAAUCUGCUACUGUCGAGAGGAAACAGGUGUCCCAGGAAAAAAUAGAGGCCCAGAAGUACCAGGCACUGUUGGACGAACUUCACCACAACCGCCUGCAGCUGAGCCUGCUUGAGCUCUGCCAUAAUGAGAAGGGCACCAACACUCUCAGCGACACCCUGAGGGAGAAACAGCAGGCUGCAGCUGCUAAGAACAAUAAACUGGUGAAUGCGGAGCAAACGGUCAAAACCUACAAGAAAGAACAUGGACGUUUCAGCAGAGAGCAGCAGCACAUAGAGAAGGAGAUCCGUGCCCAGGAGCAUAUCCUGUCCCAUUGUCGAUCCCAGUACAUCAAAGCCAAGGUAAACACCUCCCAUCACAUGAAGAAGGCUGAGGAGGCCCGCGAUGCCCUGAGGAAGAGCCAGAAGCUGAUAGCUAGUAAAGAGCGGGAGCUAACAGAGGCACGGCAGGAGAUCUCUGAACUGGAAAGGACCUGGAAGAACUAUGAGAAGCAGAUACAGGAGAAGGGAGCCUCCCUGGGGAGAGACGUCGAGCUGGAUGAGGAUCAGGUUUUUGCAUUUCUGCCACAGUUAGAGCGAUACAAAGAGCUGAAGGAGCUGGCCCGAAAGCAAGGGGCUGUCCUCAACCAGCAGGCAGAGAAACUGCACUGGGAGGUGAAAGCCGACUACGAGAAGAUGGCUUUCGACCAGCGCCGUAAGAAGGAAGUGGAGGUGGCCAUCAGGAACAGCCAGACUCAGCUGGAAGAUUUGACACGCAGAGCAGAGAAGCUAGAGGAGUACACCACCUCCUGCAAGUUGUCCCUUGAAGAGUACCUUCAGCGGGAAGAGAGCCUGAGUGCAGAGCUGCAACAAGGCCGCCAGCGAAGCGAGGAGGUGAACCAGGAGCUGGGCCAGGUGCUAGAGGAGCUGGGUAACGCCCGUCUGGACAGUCAGGAAAGCAGACGACAGCUGCAGCGCAAAGAGCUGCUUGAGAGGCUCUGCAGACUUUACCCUGACACUGUGUUUGGUCGUCUUUCUGACUUGUGCAGCCCCAUCCAUAAAAAGUACCAGCUGGCUGUCAUCAAGGUGUUUGGCCGCUACAUGAACGCCAUUGUAGUGGCCUCAGAGAAAGUGGCCCGUGACUGUAUCCAUUUCAUCAAGGAGGAGCGAGCCGAACCUGAGACCUUCCUGCCUAUCGACUACUUGGAAAUAAGUCCUCUGAAUGAGCGUCUGAGGGAGGUCCCCGGUGCCAAGAUGGUGGUCGAUGUUGUACAGUUUAACACUGCCUCAGUUGCCGCCCAGCUGAGGAAAGUGGUGCAGUUUGUCUGUGGCAAUGCGUUGGUGUGUGAGACCAUCAAAGAAGCAAGGAGUGUGGCCUUUGACAGGCAGGAGCGCAAUAAGGCGGUAUCUCUGGAUGGGACGCUGUUUUCAAAGUCAGGGACUGUCUCUGGAGGCUCCAGUUACCUUCGAACCAAAGCCCGUUGCUGGGAUGAGAAGGACAUGAUGCGGCUGAAGGAACGCAAGGAUCAGCUGACAGCAGAGAUGCGCGAUUUGAUGAAGCUGAGGCGGAAGGACUCAGACCUGAAACAGAUCAUUGCUGAGGCUCAGGGCCUUCAAACCCGCCUCAAAUACUCCAAAACCGACCUGGAAAACCUUCGGAAGAAAGCCAUCCCUAAAUACCAAGCGGAUAUUUCUCGUAUGGAGAGUGAAUUAGCAAACUUGGACUCUCAGAUCCAGAUGCAGCAGGAGAGUGUGGAGGCAAAGGAUUCAGAGAUGAGGAAAAUCAGAGACCAGAUCAACCAGAUGGAGGACUUAGUGUUUUCUGACUUCUGUGCUGAGAUCGGUGUGGACAACAUCAGAGAUUACGAGCAGGAGCACCUAAAACAGCAGACAGAGCUUGACAAGAAGCGGCUGGAGUUUGAGACUCAGUGCACUCGCUUAAAUGCACAGCUGGAGUACAAACAAGACCAACUGGCGCAGCAGAAGAAGAAGCUCCACAAAAUGGAGGAAAUCAUCGACAAGGAGGACAGAACCAUGGCUGAACAGAGGAAGGAUGAGGAGAAGAUGCUGGUGGCGGUGGAAGAGGGUCAGAGCAAGCUGCUGGAGCUAAAGAAACAGAUGUUGUCUAAGAAGAGCCAGGUGGCUGCUUCCAAAGCUGAGCUGGACAAGAAAACCCAGAGCCUCCAAGAGAUCAACAGAGAAUUGGUGAAGCUUCAGCAGGAGGCUUUGUCUGUAGAGACGGCCUUGGAGCAAAAACGCAUAGCCAGACACAACUUACUGUUGGCCUGCAAGAUCCAGGGUCUGCCCAUCACUCUGCUGUCAGGGAGCCUCAAUGAAAUCAGUGAGGUGCAGCUGGACACAGAAUCUGAAAGUACUUCAGCCACCAUGAGCUUCUAUGAGAGAGAGGCACAACUAGUCAUCGACUACUCUGGCCUUGAUGCAGAACUCAGAAGUCUGCAGUCAGACGAGGAGGUGGAGGCCUACGUGGGGCGGCUGAAGGAGUCCGUGUCUUCCAUUGAGGGAGUGCUGCAUCGCACCACUACCCCCAACCUGAAAGCUUUGGAAAAAAUGAGGGAGGUGAAGGAGAGGUUACAGGGAGUAACAGAUGCGUUUGAUGCCAGCACCAGAGCAGCAAGAAAAUGCAGUCAGAAGUUUGAGCAAGUCAAAGCCCGUCGCUUACAACUCUUCAACCAGUGCUUUGAACAUGUGUCUAUCGUAAUCGAUCAGAUCUAUAAAAGAAUAUGCAGGAACAGCAGCGCCCAGGCCAUUCUGAGUGCAGAUAACCCUGAUGAGCCGUACCUCGGUGGCAUCAACUACAACUGCGUGGCGCCGGGAAAACGCUUCAUGUCCAUGGACAAUCUGUCUGGUGGAGAAAAGGCCAUCGCUGCCCUCGCCCUGUUGUUUGCCAUCCACAGCUUCCGCCCUGCUCCCUUCUUCAUCUUGGAUGAGGUGGAUGCAGCCCUGGACAACACUAACAUUGGCAAGGUGACUAGUUUCAUCAGAGAGGAGUCCAGGGAGAACAUGCAGAUCAUUGUCAUCUCCCUGAAGGAGGAGUUUUUCUCCAAGGCCGACGCUUUGCUGGGAGUCUACUCAGAUUUUGAUGAAUGCAUGUUCAGCCGCAUUCUGUCCCUGGACCUGCGACCCUACCCUUUGGUUGAAGAAGACAACGGGAAACAGGCGGACAAGUAGAAGACAGGACUGUGUAGCCUGGAAUCACCUGCUAUAAUGCACCCUUCAUGUAUGUCUCUUGCAUUUUUGUUCUUUGGCCAUAUGAGUGGUUCCAGUGUUUUUCAUCUUUAGACUAUAUGAACAGGAAAGAUAGUUAUCUUAAACACCAAAUGGUGAUUUCUAUGUUCCAUUUUAAGAUGUUUUACUAACUAGAUUUUACUUAAAAGAUAAGACAGUUUUGGAGCCGGUUCUGUUUAUAGCUACUUACCUGUGAAAAAUCUUGCAAAUUUGGUCAAUAACAAGAUCCACAAAGACAGCAGUGUUCUACGAAUUAUAACAUUUAAAUGGUUAGAUGGCAAAUACAACAGCAUGAAAAGAGAACUGUUCAUGUUUCUAAAUCUUGUUUGUCUCUAAUGUUUCAUGUUAAUUCCACAGUGAGAAAUAUUGGCAUAUUACGCCUUUGUUUUUAUACUUGUUCAUUUUACUUAAAAGUGUUUUGUAUUUCAGUUGUGCUUUUAAGUGUUACUUCUGUCCCGUUCAUUAAAUCUACAGUUAAAAAUGUA
Perca flavescens (yellow perch) is the source of this 4480-nucleotide messenger RNA. It is a transcript of the gene smc1b, whose product is annotated as structural maintenance of chromosomes 1B. Lineage: Eukaryota; Metazoa; Chordata; Actinopteri; Perciformes; Percidae. Gene Ontology annotation, molecular function: protein binding; ATP binding; DNA binding. The transcript is spliced from 25 exons. Gene Ontology annotation, biological process: sister chromatid cohesion. Gene Ontology annotation, cellular component: nucleus; chromosome; meiotic cohesin complex. The coding region runs from base 57 to 3938 and encodes 1293 amino acids. The record is from RefSeq and is a predicted model, not a curated record.